AAGUUUCGCAACAACAACGCUUUCGGCCAGAGUGUUUUCUUAUCUUUUGCGCAUUCCCAACCCCAACUUUGAAACAGAAAUCGAUACAAGGUUGAUCUUGAUCGUUUAUUGAUUUAUCAGACUCCAGUUAUAUUUUCACUUCAUUGUCUUGCUAACACAGACAUUAUAAUUUGAGUUAAUGCAAUGAAAGUGAAUCCGUAAUUGCUUUUGAACAACGAAUGUGAUGUGCAAAAUAUUCUAAAUCAAAUCCUGUAAACCAAGUAUUUUGUAUUAAUUAUUUACAGUUGAUACUAAAUAAAAUAUAAAAGAGACUACGAGACCACAAAAUGGGCGAUCCAUUGGAGCUGACCACAUGGCCAAGUCAUGAAAGUACAUUUUAUGAAAUAACUAGUGGCGCUGUAGCAUUCUCAGUGAGAGCAGCGCGAAAUAUUGUCAUAGGUUUAUCCAAAAAAGUAAUCCGCACCUGUGACUAUUGGAUUGUAUUGAGCAAUGAUCCUCACAGUUUCAUAAAAAAAGGUAAUGAGCACCGUGUAAAGGUUCGUACACCUGGAGUUCUCAGUCCGGAGAAUUAUACAAAGUUUUGGAUUACUUGGUAUGGGAACUUCAUUAGACUUGGCCAGGGAGAUGACCCUAACCCUUUGAUAACCUGCCCCAAUAAGGUGCCUGGUUUGCGUUACAUUACCCUCGAUGUCAAGUCGCGAAGGGAGAGAACACCUGUGCAUUGGAAGGUUGAAUUACCACCAAUUAUUCGGAGCCAUAAAUUGAAGCGAUUAGAAGCUCCGAAACCUUUCUGGUAUGACCCUAAACUGUAUAUGCCAUAUGGUGCAUAUAUUGGUGGAUUUGAAGAUGAGCCUGUGUAUAUAGCUAAAGCCUAUCACAACGGUUCAAUGGUCCCGGGAAAGUAUGUCCGGUCUGACAACGUUUGUUACGUGCCAUGGGGCGGAGCUGCUCAUGCCAAAGAAGAGUUUCAGAUAUUAUGCGGCUACAAUUUGAUAUGGAUAAGUAGUUACAGUGACCAUGUGCCAGUGAAUGCGGUCCCUAGCGGCUACUCAGAGGAUGAUGUGCCAGAGAGGCUUUACAUAGGCAGAGCGAGACAUGACGGUCACAUUAUACCUGGCAAGGUGCAGCCGUCUCAUAGAGUCUGUUAUAUCGCUUAUAAGGAUAAAGAAAUUGCUAAAACACACUACCAAAUUCUGGUGAUACCCAAUGGCAGUGAACGUCGAGCGAAUAAGUUUUAUACUUAUGGUUUAGAAUGUGAUACCGGGUCUGAGUCUGAGAAUGAUGAGAAUGAACAAGAUGACUCUGACUAUGAGUAAAGAGGUAAUCAAGCAAUAUACUGUCGUAAAACCUGUAAAGUAUAUCCAUCUCGCUCAUACUCUUUGUAAGAAAAGGAAUAGCAUCUUAAACAGGUGAUGACAGUUGUAUGGUGAAUACCAUUUAAAUAUGACAAGUUCAUACUAUAAUUAAUAUAUUAUCCACAUUUAGAUGUAAGUUUCAACUAUUUAAUACAAUAUUCAAUUCAUAUGUGAUUAAUGGAAAAAGUAUAGAAUUAACAAAAUGAGUGAAUACUGAAUACUGAGUAAUUAAUAAUUAUUGAUUUAUUUUUAACUAACAGGAUGCUGUGCCAUGUCCCAAAUUAUUAAAAAAAUGUAUAAGUUUUUUUUUGGGAUUAGCGAAGCUCUGUAAUAUGGCUGUGGAUCUGAUAAGGCUUGCAAUAUCUCGGUUACGAGAUAUUUUUGUUUUUUAUUUUCGUUUUAAGGAGUUCAGCUGAAAAAGGAAGUAUGCAUAUAGGUAUUUCCUAGUACUGUAAGUGGACUGUGGAAAUGUGAGGAUUGGAUAUAUGGUUAGCUGGUCCAACAAAAAUGUGUAAAAAAAGUCUUUUGAACAACUUUUUGGAAAGACAAGUAAUGGAAUAAUAAAAAGUAAUAAAUAGCCGAGAAGUGUAUUGAAAAGAAUGAUUGUUACAUACAAGAGGGAAUGUUACGACCCAUGGAAAUACGGGAAGGCAGGGUAAAGCGGUACAUUGCUUGUUUGACGGAUUUUUCGAGAAUUUCAGCUACCAAAACAUGUACAAUAUAGAGACAUACCUUCUGAAACUCUGAAUAUAUGAUUCCAUACAGGUCUUUCGUCAAUGGAAAUAAUCUUAUAAUAAUUAAUAAUUCAGUAUGUAUAGACCAACAAGGCUAUUUGACCGAGUGGGUAAAAGUCAAAUACAAUUAAGACAGCUCACUAGCGCCACCCUAUCAAUGUAAAAAUGGUAACAAAAUACAUUUUUUAAGCUGUCGAGUAUUUUAUGCUACUUUCUGUCUAUAUAAGCGGUCAC
Papilio polytes (common Mormon) is the source of this 2323-nucleotide messenger RNA. RefSeq lists its product as uncharacterized. Bases 327 to 1316 code for a protein of 329 amino acids. The record is from RefSeq and is a predicted model, not a curated record. The transcript is spliced from 5 exons. NCBI's taxonomy places the organism in Eukaryota, Metazoa, Arthropoda, Insecta, Lepidoptera, Papilionidae.